Molecule: messenger RNA, 1857 nt
Organism: Marasmius oreades (fairy-ring Marasmius)
Lineage: Eukaryota; Fungi; Basidiomycota; Agaricomycetes; Agaricales; Marasmiaceae
Exons: 6
Coding region: 1-1857 (618 amino acids)
Source: RefSeq, a predicted model, not a curated record
AUGUAUUCACCCCUCGAGCGUGUUCCACCAGAUGUUCUCCAAAACAUUGCGUUCCUCCUUGAAUCCUCUGACAUACUGAGCCCUCAGCGUGACCUCCUCUCCCUUCUCCUCACAUGUUCAGCAAUGUACAACUCCCUUUCCCCCGUCGCUGCGCCACAUCUCUAUGCUCGAUUAUUCCGAAGUAAAUUCGACACUGGGGCCCUACUUCGUCGCUUACCACUACAAGCCGGCAUAUUGACCGACUCAUCAUUGACGAAUGAGCUGAUGAUCAGGUGCCGUUUAUUGGCGCGUCUUCGGAGUCGCCUCACCCAAUCGUCGUUACUCGAGGAAAAUGUGCUCGAGUGGGAAGAUCUACGCGCUGCUUUGCGUAUGACAUUGGAGAGCGAGGGGUUGAAUGAGGCACACCUUGCCUCGGCUGGUUUUGGGGCGUAUAUGGUCGAAUACUUGAUGCGAUUGCUGGAAACCAGGGGGGGAUUGAGACAUUCCAAUCGCCACAUCCAGGGCGAAGAGGUCUCUCUGGCGUUAUGGUUGUUAAUACUAAACUGGUCUCAAGCCGAUGUCUGUAUUCUCUCCGAGGACAUGCGUCGGAAGCUCAUUGUAUUACUUCGCCCACUUGUGCAUUCGUCGAUAAAUGUAGAAUCGGAAAGAGAUGUGGUAAAACUAUUCACGACGGAAGCCAAGCAAUAUUUUCGAGGCGAUCCCCAUAUGGGUUGCAAUUCAACUACGAGAACGACAGAUCUUGCCGAUCUCUAUUCAUGUCCCCCAGCGGCCUCAGCGGCCAUUCUGCUAACAUGUGUCCUUAAAGAAAUCGACAAGCUGCAAGCCCCGCCUCAUCUACCCGUUACCAGGACGGAAGCUCUUUCUAGCGGACGUUCGGGACCUACAAUGGAAGACUACCGUACCAUUUCGAGCUAUACUACAUUACUUUUUGGUGACGACCGUCCGGUGUGGAACGGACGUCCUUCGAACCUGAAUCGAAGACGAAGUCUACGACAUGAUCCAAGCUUUUUUCAUCAGAAACUCGAAUUAAUCCCGGAUCGUGGUAGUCUUACUGGAAGUGCUGCUGAUGACGACGUCGUCCCUGCACUGAGACAAUUGCCGCUAGUCCGGUCCAACGCUAGUGACGUGUAUAGUUAUAUUUCCGAAUUCCUGGAUGGCGUGUGGGCGGGGUAUUAUAUGGUUUCACCAUCAUUGAAUCGCGAUCUUGACACCCCCGUCUCGAAGGCCUCGAACGAUCUUGAGAUACCGGAUUUCUUAUGUCGAAGACCGAUGCAGGCCGCGUUUUCGUUGUUUUUUUCUUUUCAGGACUGCGGAGAUAUUUCAUUGGAAGAUAUUUGGCGUGUGUUAUUAGACUAUCCGGCUAGUGGUGGUUCAUGCGACUUUAGUUUGGAUUCUGAUUUGUCGCUUGAGAUUUCCGGAAGGCAUGUUUCUUACAAGAGACUGUCUUCAGGGUCCAAGGGGGCACGUCAGCUGGAUCAAUCGUCAUUAUCGUUGGCGACCGACUGCGUGUUGGUCGGUCAGGUGGGUUUGGAAAUGCCUGGCGUUGAUGUUCUCGAUACUGAUUUGGAAUUAAUGAAACAGACACUGCCAGAACAUGAGCAAGCGUGGAGUGCCUAUAGAUUCAUAGGAAGGGUCAGGAAAGAUGGCCUUAUCACGUUCCGACGAGUGUCGAAGUACAGCUCAGAUGUGCUAGAAGGACUAGGAGCUUGGACAUUCAGAGGACACCUCCGUUACGGAGCCGCUCUAGUCGGGACAUGGAAUUCGAGUCCUUCGGGUUCUGGCGGGAUUGGAGGAGUUUUCGGUAUGGGCAAGAACCUUUCACCAUCAGAUCAGUGCCCAUCAUCGAGUGGCCAAUAA